Molecule: messenger RNA, 2591 nt
Organism: Leucoraja erinaceus (little skate)
Lineage: Eukaryota; Metazoa; Chordata; Chondrichthyes; Rajiformes; Rajidae
Gene: cep72
Product: centrosomal protein 72
Exons: 16
Coding region: 16-2526 (836 amino acids)
Molecular function (GO): protein binding
Source: RefSeq, a predicted model, not a curated record
GCCCCCAGCGCCGUGAUGGACAGCCCGGCAGCGCGCAUGCCCAGUGGGGUGCGGCGUGAAGCGAUGGCGUUGAGAGCGACGGAGGAGUGGGUGAAGCGGCGGCUGCGGCUGCGGGAGGAGGAGGAGGAGCGGCUGGCGGAUGUACGAUCUUUGUUCUUGCCCGGAAGUUGCGAAGAAAAGAUCACACACCUUGGCAAGUCUCUCAAGAACUUUACACGUCUCAAAAUACUUGAUCUAUCGCGUAAUUCUUUGAUUUCAUUGGAGGGGAUUCAACACUUGGUUCAUCUGGAAAAGCUCAACCUAUAUUAUAACAACAUUGCAGUUUUGAAAGAUAUUUUUCUUCUUCGUAACCUGGGUGCCUUGACAGAACUUGACUUGAGACUGAAUCCUGUGGCCAAAAAUGAAGCGGACUAUCGACUAUUUAUUGUGCACAUGCUCCCCAAUCUUCGAACUUUAGACGAUCGACCAGUCAGAGACAGUGAGCGCAAAGCAGCACUGAUGAACUUCCGAACCGAUCAGGCACAUGAGUUCCAUGAAUAUACUGCUCAAGAAGCAGAAAAUGUAAGCAGAAAAAGUCAAGACCCCUAUAACGCAUCAGGUGCAAGUGCAGAUGUGGUGGAAGAGGACGGAGUUCAGGGAGAAGAUAGCAAGCGGCACACUGAGGGAAUGAGAGCUGUGAAGGCAGAAGGACAACAGAGAAAGUGGCCAGCAGCAGGAGGUCAAGAUCGGCCCAGGCACCCAAGGGCAGAGUUUACAGGCUCAUUGGGAAAGAAAUACUCUGAGCUUGACAAAGACGAUGAAGCUGUUUUGAAUCUAAUUGCAAAGUGUAACUUGGAUAUGAACGUACCUGCGAGAAUCACAGGUUCAGUGAAAUGUAUUCCUGAGGCCGAGUUACGUAGCUUGCAAGGUAUUCACAAGAUUGACGAUGCAAGAAGCCAGGAAUCCUUGGCAAGAAAUACCUCACAUGCAACCAGGUCCUGGCCAGUCAACGCUUCUAAGGGUGUCGUGAAUCCACAAAGGAAAAGCUCUGUAGAAUGUCAAGCGGUUAAUGAAGACUAUCAGUCAUUACCCAAUGUUUCCUGUCCACGAUCUCGCACCAUAGCUUGCAAUACAGAUGUCACACCACGACCUAGUCGAGUAACAUUUGCAGAUGAAAAAACAUGCAAAUUUUCUGCUAUGGACCUUAACUUGAAAUUUCAAGAUGAGGCUGAGGCCUAUCACAGGGUCACCACCCGCUCACACUUCACCCCACACCCAGGCUCUAUGCGUAAUCAUUCUGCUGCACUGCAUCAGCUUCCUAGAUCAAUAGCUCCUUGCACUUCUACUGGGGCCAUGCCAUCCAGUGUGAUGAAUGAAGAAAAGCAGAGGGAACAGGGCCAACCAACCAGUAUGGCGCAUAGUCACCCCACGGCAGUGCUGAAGCUACAUGGUGGACAACCCAUCACAGCCCCGAGUUCAACAUCUUCUCUCCACAACCAAGUGGACGAACCACACGUCAGGAGGUUAUCUGUCUCACCGAGAUCUUAUGGACCUGACCGGAGGUACAGUGAUGCGAGCAAUAGAUGCUACGAGAGAAUUCAAUCAAUACCUUGUGAAGCUCUAGCUCCGGAAUGUCCAACAAUUGAUCAAAACUUCUUUAAUCCAAACUUGAUGAAAAGUCUCUUAGAUCUUGUUGACAGAUACUGGAAUGGAUUUAAGUCUCUUCAUUGUAAUGAAAAGUUUCUGAGUAAGUACUUUGAUGCUGUUGCUUGCUUCGAUAAAUAUAUGUUUGUAUCCAUGGAUAGAUGCUGUUUUGCCCAGCUCUUAGUUCUGUUCGAUGUGGCUGGUUCAGGACAAAUUGCUAGUGACAUUUAUUCCGAGGAUCUUGAAGCUUUCAAUCAUCUCUAUUUCGGUGCCAUCAAUAUACACCGAGAUGUGUGCACAGAUCCAGUUCCUGAAGUCAAUUACAAUCUCCUUUGUCUGACUGACAUAAAGGGAGAGGUUGUUGCUUUGUCAUCUGAAAAAAUAAAGAUACUUCAAGAUGAUACAAGUGAUUUAAAAGCAGAGAUAAAAUCAUUGGAAAACUGCCUCUGCCAGCAAAAACAGCAGUACACCGAGGAACUCGAAGUCAUGAAAAAUCAUUUAAAUCAAUCUAUGGACGACAAAAAUCAACUACAAAAUCUUCUGAAGAAGGUGGAACAAAAAUCACACAAUGUUACCAAUUGCACAAACCUUCAAGUUGAAGAACUAAAGAACCACAACCAGCAGCUGUGUAACGAGAUUGACAGUCUGAAGCAUCAGGCCCAGUGUUACCUCAAAAUCCAGGAACUGACUGACAAGCUCCAGGAAAGCCACAGGUCAUUGGUAUGCACAAAUGAACACUUGCUGAGGGAGCUGUCCGAAAUGCGAGCCCGACACAAGGCAGAUGUAGACCAGUUGCAUUGGAGCUACAUUCAGCUCAAAAAGUCCGUCGAGAAGUCGACCCGCAAUGUGGCCAUGACUGGCUGCUUGCCCUCAGGCAGAGACAUGGAUAAUCGGAGACGCUAAAGGAAUCCCACAAUAAUUCUGUGAAAUGGUCUAGAGAAAAUAAAUUACAAGGAGCCUCUGUCACA